This is a messenger RNA of Labrus bergylta (ballan wrasse), 2340 nucleotides long. The record is from RefSeq and is a predicted model, not a curated record. NCBI's taxonomy places the organism in Eukaryota, Metazoa, Chordata, Actinopteri, Labriformes, Labridae.
CCUUCAGUAAGUUACAUCGCUCCGGUUAGCUGGCGGGGAGGGCUGGUGAUAUAUAUCAUCGAAACCCAUCAGAUAUCCUGGAUCGUGUGGCUUGUCAAGUCAAGUGAUGUUUUGUUUUCACAACCCAUAUUAGCAGCACUGGUAGCUUGUAGAAGCGGUGCUUAGCUAGAAAGCUACCAGUAGUUAAUAAAAAGAAAAAAAGGAGUGGCUUUUCUACUUCAAACCAAUAUUUGCGUUUGUUUAUUUUACUGUCUUUUUUUCUUUUGCGUGUGCAUAUUUUAAUAACACACACUGGAUCCGAUUACACUUCAAUGGACAAGCUGUCAAAAACAGCCGCUGAUGCGACGCGAGAGAAGGAGGUCUGUCCACCAAGCGGAGUCGUAGCUGACAGCCUGUCACAUACAUCUUAUAACGAGUAUCCUGCUCGCUGUCCCCUCAUCAACACAUAUGUGCGUCACACUCCUCAAGCACGCACACAUCAGUCAUUCCGCCCAUCAUCACCAAGCAAGGCAUUCCCAGAGACCAGCAGUGCAGCGAUCCUCUCUGCCCUGAGGAACCUCCAGGAGAAGAUCAGGAGGUUGGAGUUGCAAAAAGGCAAAACUGAAGUAAAUAUGCACACUUUAGGGAAAGGUGUGUCACACAUGCAUCAGCAGAGCGAUAAAGUCACAAGGAGGCUUUUUAAUGAUCAGACCGACACAGCAAAAGAGAAAAGGGGCCAGUCCAACUGCAAUCAAGUUUUAAUCAGCCACCUGGCUGCUGCAGAGUCUCGCUGUGUGAAGCUGGAGCGACAGCUGGAUUACAUGAGAGGGAUGCUGCGCAGUGCUAAGGCAGACAGGACCAGCCCUCUCACACAGCAGGUUUCCAUGGAGACAGCUAAAUCAGCUGAUAAACAGUCCGGUACAGUGUCUGAGCAACUCCAGUUGGAAAAGCUGGAGCGACUGGAGCUGGAGUAUCGUCGGCUGACGCGCACACAAAAUGACGCUGAGUUGAAGAUCCGGGAGCUGGAGAUGAAACUAGAGGAGGAGGAGCACCAAAGAAAGCUGGUUCAGGAUAAGGCAAAUCAGCUGCAGACAGGUUUGGAGGCCAAUAGGAUACUGCUGCAGUCAGUGUCACCCUGCCUGUCCUCCAGACAGUCUAAAGAGAAGAACUGUGAAUCAAAGAAAGCAUCACCACAGGAGUCGUCCUGUACACAACCACACUAUAGACUGAGCCUCAGAGAUGUUCCUUUUGUUGCUGGAACGUCAGUGGGCUGCAGCCACUCAGUCCGAGCAAACGUCCAGUCAGUUCUGUCUCAACUGAAACGUCACCAGCCACACCUCUGCAACAGCCGAGUCCUAUCCAACAACAAGACAGGGAGUCGUAGAAAUUCAGACUCUUCCUCUACUUCCUCCUCUGCUAGCGAAGAGGAGCUUUCAGAGCUGCUGCAAGCUCUGCAGGAGGAGCUGCGACUCAUGAGCUUGGAUCAGGAAGAGUUGCUGAGACAGGUGGAGGCGAGUGUGUCUUCAGAGGAAAGAAAAGAGCUUCAGAGGGAGCAGGAGACACUGCUGCUGAAGAUGGAGAGGAAAGGAGAGCAGAUCAGAAAGCUCUACAGACACAAAACACAGGUGAAGAAGUUUAGAAAGGAGGCUGGUUCUAAGUGCAAUGAGGUGAGAGUGACAACCACAGUGUCCACUAGAGGUCGCUCUGCAGGAUCUGUCAACGUUCGACCAGGAGAGAGAAGCAAAAGAAACCUGCGGCUGCUGAGGGACAUGAAGGCUCUGCAGACCUCUUUAAGAACCUGAAAACCCACCAGGACUUGAAAACAGUUUCUGGGUUAAUAAUCUGGUUUAAAUGUUUCACCAGCAGAGGGCAUAAACUCUCAAAAUCACAGCUCAGCUUUCUGAAGAUGCAAUCUGGCAGGACCAAAGAAUUUCAUUUAGGUUUCAUUUAGACCUCUGGGUAUCGACAAAAGACUCCAAGAAAAAGCAACAAAUUGUUAUAUCAUGUUUAAUAAAGUCCAAGAUAUCCCUUGCUGCAGAAAAUCUCCUGGUUUUGCUUGAUAGUCACAAAAGUAAAAAAUAAAUAAAUAAAAAAAGCCUGAAAUCUUUUGAUACUUCUUUUGCCCUAUGAUGUGCUAAAGGACAUAAAAAGCUGUUUUUUUGUUAAGAGGACUGAAUUGCAAUGCUCUGUAGAAUUGCUGAUCCAAAAUGUGUGUGUGUGCGCGUGCGUGUGUGUGUCUGCAUUAAUUAAGGUGAGAAUAUUUGUAUUCAUCUCUGAUUCUGAUAUUUUUGACCAUUAUGAGUGCCCUUAUUUUGACUGAAAGUUAUUUAUCUGAGAUGAUAAAGUAUUUAUGUUUCAAUA